Messenger RNA from Ceratina calcarata, 992 nucleotides. RefSeq names its product ribonuclease P/MRP subunit POP4 (gene Pop4). Gene Ontology annotation, biological process: tRNA 5'-leader removal; rRNA processing. The record is from RefSeq and is a predicted model, not a curated record. Lineage: Eukaryota; Metazoa; Arthropoda; Insecta; Hymenoptera; Apidae. Gene Ontology annotation, cellular component: ribonuclease MRP complex; ribonuclease P complex. The transcript is spliced from 4 exons. The coding region runs from base 246 to 950 and encodes 234 amino acids. Gene Ontology annotation, molecular function: ribonuclease P RNA binding.
ACCGAAUGUGCAAAAUCGUUUGAGGUUAGUGCACAUAUGUGUAACUUUUAAUUAAAUUUAUAUAUACAACCCUAAAAUCAUUUGAGGUAUGUGUACAUACACACAUAUUUAUCGCGCGAAUUAAGCGUGCAAAGUAAUGAGACGACAUAAGGGGUUGACACUUGAAAAUAAUAGCUACUCAUGAGUUAAAUUGUUAAAAAUAGAUCUAUUUACCUGAUGAGAAAGCUGAUUAGCAACCUGCCGCAAUGACAGAAACUAAUCGAAGUAUAUGUUUGACAUUGCCCAAAAGCAUUACGAAACAAGUUAGUACUUGUGCAAAUAGUGAACAUUACGUCACAAAUUUUCUACAGAAUGCACUACCUUCUAAUGAUACCGAUUCCAUAGCGGAUGAAUUAAGAAAGUCGUUGAUAUUUGCUAAACAUAAAAGCAAAUGGAACAAGAAAAGAAGAUGCAGAGGCAAGUUGUUGACUAGUAGAAAGCGAAUGCAACUUGGGUUACGUAAAAUUGCUGUUGCUGCUGCUGCUGCUGGCAAUAGUGGUAUGAAAUAUGUGGAUUUGCUACCAUUGAAUCAGCUAUGGUUGAACUAUAUGCGACAGGUACUUGGUACCAAGGAUUUUAAUCAGAACGUUCCGAGAGAUUCGACCGAUCCACAUUGGGAAAAUUUUAAUCAGCAACUGAUGAAAGCAGACUUUCAUGGUGCCAAAAUACUGGUCGUUGGAUCGAAGUGUCCAAGUUUAAUUGGAUUGAGCGGUAUCGUCGUCCAAGAUACAAAAAGCACGUUCAAAAUUUGUAGAAAAGACAAUACUAUAAAAACAAUACCGAAGGAUGUUGUUAUCUUGAAUAUUUACCUGGACGAGUUGAAACUUCAAUUCUUCGGAAAGGAUAUUUCUAUAAGGCCUACCGAACGCACUGUUAAAAAGUUUAAAUGUAGACGAAUAUGUGAACUGUAAUUUAUGACGAUAAAAAGUCUGUUUGUAUCUUGUCAUAAACAA